UUUCAUGGGACUUGGAAGGUUUUCUCAGUUGGAGUAUGUUCUAUGCCAUCGAUUUUGGAAAUAAAGAUAUGGAACAUCAUACCUACAGGACGUAUUUAGAAGCAAUUUUGAAUGACCUGAAACUAUUAGAACCUCAUGAUAGUGAAACAGCUUGGGAGUUAGCAGAAGAAGCUUUAAAGAAAUUUAAGAAAGAGGCAAAUUCAGUUAAAAUCGGCAUCUUCUGGAGCAAUUUUUCAGAAUUACAUGAGGACAUCAGCAAUACAAUUUUCAGUAUCACGCAAGAUAAAUUACAUUUUGAAGAUUCCUCUGAAGAGCAUGAUGGUGAGGAUAACAAACAAGAUGAUGACGAAGAUGUCCCAGCUCCUGAAGAAACUCUCGAUUCUAUACUUAGUAGUAAAAAAAAAAUGGAUUCUGCCCUCUGGAAAUUCAUGAUGAAAAAUCACAAUGCUAUAUUGCAAGUUCCUGAGAUGGCAGUUGAAGAAAGGUCAUUUGUAACAACAGUUGAGAAU
Molecule: messenger RNA, 509 nt
Organism: Entrophospora candida
Lineage: Eukaryota; Fungi; Glomeromycota; Glomeromycetes; Entrophosporales; Entrophosporaceae
Source: the annotation of a GenBank genome assembly